AUGAAUAUUGAUGUCGAGCUUGCUAACUCAGCUUUCCAAUGUACAAAUAUUCAGAUUCGUUUGACGACGGAAUUAGAAAAAUUACGCCAUCAGAAAUUUCCUCAAGGUUUUCCAAAACCAAUUCAUGUAUUAGAAGCCGUUGAUGAUGAGAUAGACGGUAAAUUGGAACAACGAUUGCAACAGGCAGCUCGAGAUCACAAAAAAGAAUGCAUUCUACUCGUUCCUUAUUAUUUGGGAAAUUUUCAGUGGCUUGGAAUAUUAAUAGAAUUUAAUAAAAAUCAGCAGAUUCAACGAGCCGAAUUUAAUGAUCCAGUAACAGAUUCUAAAUUUGUUCGUGACAAAAUACAAAAACAGUUUCCGAAAUGUUAUCCUGGCGUUGUUUUAAUUUCGAAAAGUUUACAAAAACACGCAGAUCCUAAACAAAGUGCACAAUUGACCAUUCAAAAUUUAAUGAAAAGUGUCGAAGAAUCUCUACUUACAGAAGCACCAUAUAAAAACAUCGAGCAUUUACAGAGCAAAAUAUCGGUGGAUCAACAAAAUCCAACUGGCCUCCGUAAAGACCAUUCAUUCGAUUGGCAAAAAAAUGAAUCGACAAUUGAAACACCAUCAGAACCGCAAGUAUCUCUGAGCAGUGCUCAUAAUACGUUUCAUUGGGCAGGAUAUGAAUGGAUUUCGAGUACCCUACAAAAUAGUGCACCUGGACCAAACAACUAUGAUUCGAAUAAUGUAUGGGUCGAUGCAGAUAACAAACUACAUUUGAUAAUUCGUUACUCAAAUAUAACAGGUAGAUGGACGUGUGCUGAACUUGGUACCAAAGUCAAAUUUGGUUUUGGAACUUUUCGAUGGUAUUUAGAAGGAGCAAUUGAUAAAUUUGAUCCAAAUGUAGUAUUAGGCCUAUUUACUUAUGGAGGUGUCGAUUAUAUUAAUGAAAUUGAUAUUGAACUAACUAAAUGGGGUGCACCAUCAUCGAAGGCCCCUAAUCUCUGGUAUACAGUCUAUCCAUCAACAUUGGGUAUUGAUCCGGAAAGAUCUAACAAAGGUACGCCUAUUCAAGGACCAUACACUACCCAUCAGUUCACUUGGACUUCUUCCUAUGUUGCUUUACAAAGCCAAUAUGGUUUUAUAAAUUCAUCAACAGAAAAUAUUACUUAUUUAUAUGAAACGCCAGCUACAUUCGCAUCAGCAGUGCCAUAUACUAGUGCACCUCUGUGUAUGAACUUAUGGUUAAUGCUAGGUAGACCACCAAUGAAUGUUCAUUUUUAUAAACGAGCAGAAACCUUAGUAUCUGAUAUUUGGAGAUGUUUUAAUGGACAUGGUUUAGGACAUUUUGCUGCCAUGGAUGGUUUAACAAUGAUUGCUGAUUAUCAUGUUCCUCAAGUUUUAUCUCAUGAAGGAAUAUUAAUUUAUUCAUAA
Molecule: messenger RNA, 1413 nt
Organism: Rotaria sp. Silwood1
Lineage: Eukaryota; Metazoa; Rotifera; Eurotatoria; Philodinida; Philodinidae
Source: the annotation of a GenBank genome assembly